This is a messenger RNA of Toxotes jaculatrix (banded archerfish), 1017 nucleotides long. RefSeq names its product high choriolytic enzyme 1-like. Bases 59 to 838 code for a protein of 259 amino acids. The transcript is spliced from 9 exons. NCBI's taxonomy places the organism in Eukaryota, Metazoa, Chordata, Actinopteri, Toxotidae. Gene Ontology annotation, molecular function: zinc ion binding; metalloendopeptidase activity. Gene Ontology annotation, biological process: proteolysis. The record is from RefSeq and is a predicted model, not a curated record.
CCAGGUGCUGCAUUGCUUGUGAGGGGUUUGAUAAUAGUUUUUAACAUCCUGUGAGGACAUGACUGGUCUGAGGUGCACUCUGGGUCUUCUGGCUCUCAUGGUUGUUUUCAUCACAGCUGAAGAGAAGAGGGCUAAAUCUGCAUCUGAAAGGAUUGAGGAAGUCAACAGGAACAUUGUCAGAGCUCCUGAUGGGCUCCUCAUCCAGGACGACAUGAUCUAUGAGUCUGAGAGUGGGAGGAACGCCGACCCAUGCACCUCCUACAACUGCAAGUGGGACCAGGCCAGUGACGGGAUGGUCUACGUCCCGUUCAUCAUUGCAGACCACUACACCUCCAGGGAGCGGGCCGUCAUCGAACGUGGCCUUCAGUCCUUCCACAGUGUCUCCUGCAUCAGAUUCAUCCCUCGCACCGGCGAAAGCGACUUCAUUCACAUCCAGUCUCUGGACGGGUGCUAUUCGUACGUGGGCCGUCGCUUCAAUGAGCAGGCUCUGUCCCUGAAGCGUCAGGGCUGUCUGUACCAUGACGUGGUGCAGCACGAGCUGCUUCACGCUCUGGGCUUCAAACAUGAGCAGUGCCGCUCCGACCGAGACCAACACAUUCGUAUCCUGUGGGAGAACGUCAUACCUGGCUGGGAGUACGCCUUCGACAAGAUCAAUACUCUGAAUCAGGGAACUGCCUACGACUACAACUCUGUCAUGCAGUACAGCAGGUACGCCUUCUCCAAGAACAACCAGCCCACCAUGGUGCCGAUACCCGACCCCAGUGUUGACUUUGGCAUGGCCACUGAGAUGAGCCAGACCGACCUCACCAGGCUCAACAGACUGUACAACUGCAGAUAAACCAGAUCGGCCCAACAUAAGAGUUCAACAACCAACAGCUGCCCUUCUGUGAAAGCUGCGCCCCCAAGCAUGAAAUGCAAGCUACAGUUCUCUACAAUUACUGAACCUUCAUUCAGUUUGAAUAGAAAUGGUUUAAAAUACAGCUGGGCCUCCACAGGGAGACGCUGUGCUUCAAUAAA